Messenger RNA from Plasmodium relictum, 2520 nucleotides. Its product is annotated as conserved Plasmodium protein, unknown function. The record is from RefSeq and is a predicted model, not a curated record. Gene Ontology annotation, cellular component: membrane; early endosome. Bases 1 to 2520 code for a protein of 839 amino acids. NCBI's taxonomy places the organism in Eukaryota, Apicomplexa, Aconoidasida, Haemosporida, Plasmodiidae. The transcript has 13 exons.
AUGAAUAUAGAAGAUAAAUACAAAUUAAUUAAAGAAAAAUAUAAAGAAAUAAAAGAGCAAAAUGACAUUCUAAAAAAAGCAAUAGUAGAAUAUAAAAAAGAUAUUAAACAAUUGGAAAAAAAUAAUAAUGAAAAAAAUAAUAAAAUUAAUUUUUUAUUAAAUGAAAAUAGUACUCUAUCAAAUAAUAACAGUCAACUAUCCAAUAAAAUAACUCAAUUAAUAAAUUCAUUAGAAGAACAAAAAAAAAAUAAUUCUGGAUGGAGAAAUUUAAUGUUAUUAACAAAAAGUUCUAAAGAAAAUAUUCAUGAAUCAGUAGCUUUUGAAGAACUUGAAAUAAAAAUAAAAGAAAAUGAAACUCUUCAUAAAGAAAUUGAUGAUAUGAAACAGGAACAUCAAGAAUUAAAAACGGAACUUGAAAUGAAUAAGAAAAAUUUCGAAGAAAAAUUAAAAGAAAAAGAAAGAGAUAUUAAAAUUCUAACUGAUAAUAUAAACAGUUCUAAUCAAAAUAUAAUUGAUAUUGAAAAUGAGAAAGCUGAAAUAAAAAAACAAAUAGACAUAAAUAAAAAAAAAUUUAAUGAAACUAUAGAAAAAAAAAAAAAAUACAUAAUUGAAAUAGAAGAUAUUUGCAAAAAGUUAAAACAUAAAUGCUAUUCUAAAUACAAAAUUAAUUUUAAUAAAAUACCAUUUUUUGAAAAAAGUGAUUAUUAUGAUUAUUUUAUUCAAAAUAGAAUUAAUGAAAAUAUAGAAAAUUUUCAAAAUUUUAUUUUAAUUGUAAUAGAAAAAUUCAUUGAAUAUUUAGUUUUGUGUAAGGAACUUUUUACAUAUGAAGAUUCUAAGUUAAAUUAUAUAUAUGAAAAUUUUGAAAAAGAUACAGAAACAGAUAAAAUAAAAUAUUCAAAAAUAAUAGACGUAAAAAAAAUUUCUCAAAAUGAAAUUACUUAUAUUGAAGAAAUCAUAAAUUUAUUAAAAAAUUUUAAAAAGACAUGGAUAAAAAAUGAGAAUGGUGAAAAAAUCAGGGAUACGUUAUGUGUUUUAGCAGAUAAAAUAAAAAUUCUUUUUUUAAACGUAAAUAUUUAUUUAUGCGUUGAAGAAUAUUUUUUUCCAACAGUUUUCAGUAGUAAAAAAUUUAUACUCAAAAAUGUAAUUCAUGAAUUAAGAAAUUUGAAAAAUCUUAUUUUAAAAAUAAUAAAUACAUUUACCUUUGUGAUAUUUAUUUCACCAUUCAAUAAUGAAAAUAUAAUUUUAGAAUAUUUUAAAAAAAUAAAUAUUAAAAAAAUGAUAGAUAAAAAAAAUCCAGAUAAAUAUAUAUAUUGCAAUGAAGCAAAUUAUGAUGAAAUAUAUAAAAGUUAUUGGAGUGAAGAUGAAGGCAAUGAUUAUAUAUUUAAAAUAAAUGAUUUAGAUUUUGGAAAACUAAUUGCAGAAAAGGAAAAAAAUUCUCUUUCUAAAUUUAUACAUCUAAAAGAUUAUGUUGAAAAAAAUAAUAAAAUUAUUUUAUUUUUAACAAAUAAAUUUAAAAUAAUUUUAGAAGAUAUAUUAUAUUCAUUUGAGUUUUUAAAAUCAUACAUAUCCUUUCGUUUAUGUGAAAAUAAAGGAUUUAAUACAUUAAAUAUGGAUAAAUCAAAAACAAUUACUAGUUUAUUAGAUUUAACAAGUUCCUUCAUAAAUUCUAUUCACAAUUAUGAUAUUAUAAAUUUGAAGCUACUAUUAGUUUCAAUAUUGUCUUAUUAUAGGUUUAAUAAAUGUAUUUCGUAUGAAGAAGAAAAGGAUUAUUUAAAAAAAAUUAAUAAUGCAUUUAACCAAAAAAAAAUAAUUUCAUAUAACUCAUUAGAGAAUAGUUUAAAGGAUCUUGAAUUUUACAAAAAAAAUAAUAAUGAAUUAAAUAAAAAUCUUUUAAAAAAAACAAAAAUCAUUAAGAAAUUAAAAAGAAUAAAUGAACAAUCUUUAAAUGAAUGUAAAAACACAUUAAUGAUUAAUAAAGAGUUAACGAUAAGCAAUACAUUUUUAAUUAAUUCUUUAUCAAAUAAACGUGAGAUGAAUAAUGAAGAAAAUAUAACUAAUGAUAUUGAAACAUAUGCAGAAAACGUCUUAAAUUUUAUAACACUUAAUAAUUAUGAAAACAAAAGUUUAAAUAUUAAAGAAAAACAAUUAUUAGAAGCAUAUAUUUGUUCUUGCGUAAAAAUAGAUCAUUUAAAAAUUGAAAUAAAAGAAAAUAAUGAGCUUUUAGAGAAAUUCAAAAAUGACUUUGAUAUAAAAGAAAAGGAAAUAAGAAAAUUAAAGCUUCAAAUAGAAACAUAUAAAGAAGAAGAAGCAAAUAUACAUAAAAAAUAUGAAGAACAAAUGAAUACUUUACAUGAUUUAAUUGUAACCUUAGAAAAACAAAUAUCUAAACUAAAUUCAGAAAAGACUGUAAAUAAAUUUCUUAUUAUGUGCACUAUAUGCGGAAGUAAAAAUAAUAUAGGAAACAUUUUGAAGAACAGAAAAUGCCUUAAAUGUAAUUCAAUAAUUAUUUUUUUUAAAUGA